GCACCGAGCGAUCGGGAUUUCCGGCCGAACGAACGGGAGCUUUUUCUGGCACUCAAUCUGGAGUUUCUGUUUUUCUUUUGGGAGCUGUAUUUGGCAUCCAUGCGAGAUCACAGGGAGAAAAUCGGAAGUACCCGUGGGAAAAUAACUAAGUUACCCUUCACAACGAACGGCAAGAUCUGUUCGGUACUCCAGCACAUGUUUUGGGAGUACCAAGGUACCGUAAAAUAGCUCGGUGCUGAUUGGACGGGGCACCACGACUGGCCAGUAGGUCGUUCUUCGACGAGUCUUCAACAGGAUAUUUUCAACCACAGGUAUACAUUGAUAUUUUCUUAUUACAUUUCUCCUAUAUGCACCAAGCAUGCUUCCAUACGAAUAGCGAACGAAUAUUUAAGGUAGCCAGCUUAAACUUAAUAUUAAAAGCAGGCAAUACUGUUAGUGUAGUCGAGAAUGUGCAUCCACUUACAUGGCUGUCCUUUUGUUGUGGGAUAGCUGAAACACACCAGCGCUGCUGUGCAAGCAGUGCAACUCACCAUAACGUUGGAGAACCAGCAGAGAACAAGACUAAACUAAUCAUUGCAGCAACACGAAACCCGCAUUGCAUUUCCUUGGCUAAUCUUCCGUGAUCACAUAUAACCCGUAUCCAGAUCCGAGAUCAAACUGAACACUCGUGCAGUGCGCUGUGUCACCAAUGACCUAGACAUGCCAGGCACAUAAGCUCACCGAUUCACACUUGCUGCGCUAACCAAAAACACGUAGGCAACAGCUUUGUCUGAUUGGGCUUUGGGUGGCCAUGUUUCUUUCAACAGAUCACCUUAACACGUAUGGAGGUUAGUUGGAUGAGAUUCCUGCUGUCGACUGCUCUACCCAUCAUGCCAUUGCUCCGUUAUAAAUACAGAGAGAAGCCAAGGAUUGAGCAUCAACAAACUGCAGCCCUUGUCUUGCCAACCUUUCUCCUCCAUUUCCAUACUGAAGAAAGUAGCAUCAGAGCCUCAAAACCACAAGCAUGGCUUACCACCUAAGAUCUGGAAGCGCGCCUUCUAGCCCUCGCUCAAGCAAACCCCAAGUAGAGCAGCAGCUCCAGAGCCUGAGCGCAACCAUCUCUUCGCCCUUGGCGACCAUCGAUACGACUUGCGAAGGUUUGAGGAAGCUGGCAGACAUAUACAGCUGCAUUGAGGAGAUGAUGUGCGCACCCAGCAACCAAGUCAGCCUCUGCAGGACCCUGCAAAGGGUGGCAGUGGAGGCAGAGCUAGGGCGGUCCCUCGUCGUGCUCGACCUCUGCAACGCCAUGCAGGAGACCUUGAUGGAGCUGAAGAUGACUGUCCAAGAGCUCUUGUUGGUUCUCAAGAGAGGAGAGGACACAACUUGCCAAGUCAAGGCAUACAUCCGUCUAGCCAAGAAAGCACAAAAGCAGUUCAAGAAGAUCAGCAAGAAGACUACUUCCGACAAGAACGAUUCUAGGGUGGUGAUGCUAAUGGCAGAAGCGAGAGAGAUCACCAUUUCACUUCUCGAAUCCACAUCCUGCAUCUUGUUGAAGCAAAUUGAGAUGCCCAAGUGGUCUCUUGUCUCCAAAACAUUGCAGAAGAGCAAAGUUCUGUGCGAAGAGGAGCAAUUGCGGGCAUUGGAGUGCAGUAUCGAAGAUCUUGAGAGCGGAGUGGAACUUCUGUACAGGAGAUUGAUCCAGAACAGAGUUUCUCUUCUCAAUGCUCUUAGUUUGUAGAUACCCUGAGCUCUAGUUCCUGCGGUUGGCAUCCACCUUUUAAAGGAUUAUUAGUCAAUCAUCCUAACAGUUUUGCAAUGUGUAUGCAUAGAAAGUUCAAUAGCAAGCAAAAGCAAUUUUGUCAAUUUCCUAUUUUCUGAAUUUUAUCAUUUAUGCAAGCGCUCCACGAUAUUAAUCAGUAUCCUGAUUAAACGACUUGGUUUGUCCUCAAACAUACUAUGUACUUACAGGCAACAGAACAAUAACUGAUAUAAAUCAGUAUCCUGCUUACAUUACUUGGUUCAAUAAAAUGUUAUCUACUUUAUAGUUCUACACUACUGAUGUUAUAAGAAGUGAUGGUGCCUCCAGAAUCUGGAAGGUGAAACAUGCCAGCUCCAACCCAUGAGCUAGUGAUAAUGCAUGAUCAUUAUCGAGGGGAAUACCUAAUGAUGCUGAUGACUAACAAUAAUCAGGCCAACACAUGCAAUCGAUAAUACUGACCAGAACAAAUCCACUGAAGAUCCUUUCUUAUCUUGUUGCUGUACCUUCCCUUCUGCUUCCUAAUAGUACAAUGAACUUCAUGUUUCCGUCGUUGGAUUAGUUUCAAAAAAAAAAAAAAUCAGUAGCAUGCUUCUAUUUUAUGCAUAGCAUGCAUC
This is a messenger RNA of Aegilops tauschii subsp. strangulata, 2352 nucleotides long. RefSeq lists its product as uncharacterized. The record is from RefSeq and is a predicted model, not a curated record. Gene Ontology annotation, biological process: root development; shoot system development. Lineage: Eukaryota; Viridiplantae; Streptophyta; Magnoliopsida; Poales; Poaceae.